This is a messenger RNA of Daktulosphaira vitifoliae (grape phylloxera), 1225 nucleotides long. Its product is annotated as protein takeout-like. The record is from RefSeq and is a predicted model, not a curated record. Bases 486 to 1088 code for a protein of 200 amino acids. The transcript is spliced from 6 exons. Lineage: Eukaryota; Metazoa; Arthropoda; Insecta; Hemiptera; Phylloxeridae.
UACGAGCAUUAUGAAAAUUUAAAUAAAAAAAAAAUUAUAAAGAAUCGCAUCACAAGCUUGAAAAAUAAUAAUGUUAUAGAGAAAAAAAAUUACAGCUUUAUUUUUUUUGAAAAUAAUUAUAAAGUUCAGCUUUAGAAGUUCAUAACAAUGGUAAAACUUGAUAGGAUGAAAUUUUGACCAAAUUAUUGAAAAUUUAUCUGGAGGAUUUUAAAAAAAAUGUACAACAUUUUUUUAGACCCACAUUUUUGUGUAAAAACAUUAAUUUUACAAAUGCUAAAAUUACGGCUGAAAUAUUUUAGGUAAAGCAAAACUAAUGCAUACUCAGAAUCGACGUCAAAAAUCCUAUAGGAAUCAUUAAAAAAUUCACUAAAACAAAACAUGACUCAAAUUUUGUUGAGCUGUUUAAUAAUUAUGAGAGGUGUAAUCUGAGCGACCCAGCGAUAAACUCUUGUCUUAAAAAUGCACUUACCAAAUCAUUUCCGUAUAUGGCGAAAGGAGUUCCAAGUCUUAAAUUAUUUCCUUAUGAUCCAAUGAAAAUAUCAUUAAUAGAAAUUAACCACGAUAACAAUCGCGCUGUUCAAGUUAAUUUGAAGGUUAAAGACGUAGAAACCAUAAAUAUGUUGUCCUCGACUGAAAUAACGGAUUUUAAGGUUGAUGUAAAGAAUUUGAGUGCUUCUAUAUCUUUAUUUAUGAAAGGACCUGUGUUGCAAAAAGGUACAUACUAUGUCAAUGGAAAAAUAUUAGCUUUACCGAUCGUGGGAAACGGUCCAUUUAGCUUAAAAAUUGAGGAUAUAAAUGCCUAUAUUAAACUCUAUAUGAAAAAAAUUGUUAAAAAUAAAAAAGAGUACUUAAAACCUGAAAACAUAUCAUGGAAUUAUUCUAAUAAAAAAUUGUCUAUAAAGAUGGAUAACCUGUUUAAUGGAAAUAAAGCACUUGGAGAUAACAUGAACGUUUUUAUGAAUGAAAAUUGGCCGGAGCUAGGAAAAGAUUUUCAACCUGCCUUAGAACAAGUUUUGGUUUCGGCACUUUUUGAGUAUACUAGUCAAUUUUUUGGACGGGUGUCAAUGGAAGAACUAUUUAUUGAAUAGAUUUAUUUAUUAAUUGAAUGUAUUUUUAUGGAUUAAUAAUUUAUUUCAUGAAAAUAGUAUCAUAAAUUAUAUUUUGUAACAUUAUAAUAUAAAAAAUUAUUUAAGGACUUCAAAAUAAAUAGAAGGACUUAAUAUCA